UAUUUAGAGUUGUUUUUAUUUAUUAUGAACAAAAAAGCCCAGUCCUGUCGAGGCCUGGUGUCCACUGGGGGAGAGUCCUCAGUCCGGUGGUCUCGGGGCCUGGGUAGGGGCGGCCCGGCCACAGACUCUCGCUCUGAUGCACGGACUCGAGAGAUGACAACACUUUGUGUGAAUAAAGUACGUAUGGACACUUGCGAGCCUGUCGCCUCCCAUUCCUUCCAGUUGUGGCGGGGCAGCUAUCAGCGGCCAGUCGGUUGCUGGUGUGGGCAACCAGGGUAGAAGCCAGGCCAAGGGAGAAUGAGGGGAGCAGGGGGUGGGGGUGGAGAGCAAGGCAGCUUCCCGGGAAUGGGGACGAGGCUCCAGGUAGGCGCGCAAGGUGCGAGGCACCUGGGGUAUCACAACUGAGCCCGAAAACCCUGCCUGAUUGGGAGGGGGACUCUUUCUGAGCUACCUUACCCGCAAGCUGGCAUAGGCUUCUAGGCAGUGUUUAUUCACCAUCUCUCCGUUCAGCACCCAGCUGGACAGGCAGAUUGCCCCACCGGGGGUGGGGGUGGGCUUCCUAGGGGUGGGGGGAGGAGACAGGGCGGGUACCUCGCCCACGUGAGAGCAACCAGCCUCCGAGGGUGGAGGAACAGGGCCCGCAUGCCCGGCAGCGCCCCGUUCCCAGCCCGUAUCCCUGUUCCCGAAAUCUCCCGCACCCGCGUCUCACACCCGAACCCCAUUGUCGGGAGGCCCCGCCCGCCACCCCUUUCCCAGCCGGACGGCAGGGCGGCGCGCCCCUAAAGCCCAGAGAAGGAAGUGUCGGGGCCGCCCGGGGUCCGGGGGACAAGCAAAGCCCGGGGGGUGGGGAGGAGGGCGGGGGGUGGGGAGGAGCUCCGCGGCCGCCGCCGGAACCCAAAGCGCGAGGUCGCUGCCACCAGGGGACUUACGUUCGCGCAGCACCGCCCCCGCGUGACCUUCUGGCCGCUUCCGGCACGGAAGGACGAUGUGGGCGACGCGCGGAGUGCUGCGGACCUGGGCCCUCGGCUUGGCGCGGUCCCCGGGGACCCGGGCCUACGGUGGGGGCGGGGGCGUCUCCUACACGCAGGGCCAGAGCCCAGAGCCGCGGACGCGCGAGUACUUUUACUACGUGGAUCAUCAGGGCCAGCUUUUCCUGGAUGACUCCAAAAUGAAGAACUUCAUCACCUGCUUCAAAGACCCGCAGUUCCUGGUCAUCUUCUUCUCCCGCCUGAGACCCAACCGCAGCGGGCGCUACGAGGCCUCCUUCCCCUUCCUCUCGCCCUGCGGCAGAGAGCGCAACUUCCUACGCUGCGAGGACCGUCCCGUGGUCUUCACGCACCUGCUGGCCGCUGGCCCCGAGCCCCCGCGCCUCUCCUACUGCGGCGGCGGCGAGGCCCUGGCCGUGCCCUUCGAGCCGGCGCGCCUACUGCCCCUGGCCUCCAAUGGGCGUCUCUACCACCCGGCGCCGGAGCGCGCGGGCGGCGUGGGCCUGGUGCGAUCGGCUCUGGCCUUCGAGCUCAGCGCCUGCUUCGAGUACGCGCCCGGCGCGCCCGAGCUGCCCUCGCACGUGCGCUGGCAGGGCAGCCGUUUCGCCCUCACCAUGGACCUGGCCCCGCUGCUGCUCGCCGCCCCGCCGCCCUGAGCGGCAGGCUCGCAGCCGCUGGCGCCCCCAGUCCCGCUGCGCCCCACGGGCUGCGUCGCUGCGCACGCGCCACCCGGAGAGCGCGCCGUCCGAGUGCGCGUGCGCGGCGGCCCCGCCCCGCCCGGCGCUGUCCGAGGUGCUGCCGCGGCCCGAGAACCGACGUGGGGAGGGGCGGGGUCACGGGUGCUCUACCCCGUCCGCACACCCCCGGCCUGGGAAGUCCUCGGCGUCCUCGGGUUCGGCCAGCGCUCGCGACGGCAGACCCGGGCGGCCGGGAGGGAGGUGCGGGGGCUCCAGUGCGCGAGCGCGAGCGGCGCCCGCCCCUCCCCCGCCCGGAGCUGCUCGGUGGGCCGGGAUUCGGCGGGGGAGCCGCGCCGCAGGAGCGUCAGGUGAGGGGGCACCCGACCCAAGGUCAGCGGGCGUGGGGGCAGGAUCAGGGGCUAUACCGGCUCUGUCCCCGGCGAUCACCGAGAAGGGCGUGCGACCUGGCGGGGACCACGCCCUGCCCUGAACCGGCCCGGGACAGGCCGCACCGGAGGGGGUGCAGAGGGCGCCUUGGGAGAUCAAGACACCCGACUCGGGCCUCGCACUGCGCUGGAGAGCGUCGCAGGGCUUCCUCCGUUACCCCUCCAAACUCCCCUCCCCGCACAGAUGGGCGCCCCGGAGACAGUGACAGCCUUCACCAAAUCCAGUAUGUGACACCCCGCCCCCUGCCCAGCCAGAUUAGGGGGUUCUCCGCUGAGUAAAAGGAUUUCUGGCCUGGCCUCCCCUGGUCUUCCUGCUUGAGUCCUUAACGCUGCCCAGGCCAGCCCUUCCACACGAAACAGCAUCUAGUGGGUGUCCGUGUGGGCAGCAGUCCCCUGAGUCUUGAGGAGGAGACCAAGAACCUUCUCUGUUUGAGAGGCCUUGCCACUGGAAACUAGGUGGGCACCCUGGGCCAAAUCUUUUGCUCAGGGAAAUGGAUCCUGGGGACUCAGAGUAUGCCACCUAGUUUUCGGGGUUCUUCACACACCUUCUGAGACAACUGGGAACUGCCCCUGCCUGGGCCAAAGCGAUUCCAU
Messenger RNA from Kogia breviceps (pygmy sperm whale), 2703 nucleotides. NCBI's taxonomy places the organism in Eukaryota, Metazoa, Chordata, Mammalia, Artiodactyla, Physeteridae. The record is from RefSeq and is a predicted model, not a curated record.